Messenger RNA from Betta splendens (Siamese fighting fish), 3116 nucleotides. RefSeq names its product adaptor related protein complex 1 subunit gamma 2 (gene ap1g2). Gene Ontology annotation, molecular function: clathrin-cargo adaptor activity. Gene Ontology annotation, biological process: Golgi to vacuole transport; intracellular protein transport; receptor-mediated endocytosis. Bases 161 to 2542 code for a protein of 793 amino acids. Gene Ontology annotation, cellular component: AP-1 adaptor complex; Golgi apparatus; membrane coat. The record is from RefSeq and is a predicted model, not a curated record. The transcript is spliced from 22 exons. Lineage: Eukaryota; Metazoa; Chordata; Actinopteri; Anabantiformes; Osphronemidae.
AAUGUACAUCCGGAAAUAGUAUGAUUCUUUCGGUAUCUUUACGUCAUUUGGACGUACAGUAUUGGCGUUUCUUCCAAUUGACUUCUGUUGUGGAGGAGGAAGGGGGUGGUUGGACCGGUUUACUUUUCAAUACUGGCGACUCUCUGUGCCGUUUAGAGCCAUGCCUCCAUCAGUAGCCCUGCAGGAGAUGAUUCGGGCCAUCAGGUCAGCCAGGACACAGUGUGAGGAGCGGGGAGUCAUCCAGAGGGAGUGUGCAGCAAUCCGGGCGCAGUUCAGACAAGCUGACAAUGGGGGCCGGUCGCACAACCUGGCAAAACUGCUCUACGUGCACAUGCUGGGCUACCCUGCUCACUUUGGUCAGAUGGAGUGUGUUAAGAUGAUAGCCAGCCCUCGCUACAGUGAGAAGCGUGUGGGAUACCUGGGAGCGAUGAUGCUGCUGGAUGAGAAGCAAGAUGCAAGUCUGCUCAUCACUAACUCCAUCAAAAAUGACCUGUCUCACAGUAACCAGUUCGUGCAGUCUCUUGCUCUGUGCACACUGGCCUGCAUGGGCUCAGCUGAGAUGUGCAGAGACCUGGCGCCAGAGAUUGACAACCUUCUGCGAGCCUCAAACUCCUAUAUUAAGAAGAAGGCUGCUCUGUGUGCAGUUCAUAUAGUGAGAAAGGUCCACGACCUGGGGGAGCUCUUUGCCCCUGCAUCUCGCUCCCUCCUUGCAGAGAUGAACCAUGGUGUAUUACACGGAGCUGUGGUGCUCAUCACACAGCUGUGUGAGCAGAACCCAAAAACACUGGAGCAUUUCAGAAAGACUGUACCAGAACUGAUUCAGAUCAUGAAAGGCUUGGUUAUAUCUGGCUAUUCUCCAGAGCACAAUGUGGCCGGAGUCAGUGAUCCCUUCCUACAGGUGUGCAUCUUAAGGUUGCUGAGAAUCCUUGGUCGCAACAGUGAAGCGGCCAGUGAAGCCAUGAGCGACCUUCUUGCCCAGGUAGCAACAAACACUGACAGCACUAAGACUGCGGGCAAUGCUGUGCUGUAUGAAACUGUUCUAACUGUGCUGGACAUCAAGUCAGAGAGCGGCCUCAGAGUUUUAGCUGUGAACAUUCUGGGUCGAUUUCUUCUAAACAAUGACAGGAACAUUCGGUAUAUCGCUAUGACUUCACUACAAAGGAUUGUUGGGACAGACCACAAUGCAGUGCAGCGCCACAGGGGAACUAUAGUGGACUGCUUGAAGGAUCAGGACACUUCUGUCAAGCGCCGUGCAUUGGAGCUCUCCUUGUGUCUGGUGUCAGCCUCCAACAUCCGCUCCAUGAUGAAGGAACUGCUCCGUUUCCUCUCCUCCUGCCCCCCUGAACUCAGGGCUCAAGCAGCCAGUGGCAUAUUCAACGCUUCAGAGAGGUAUGCUCCCUCCCAGCGUUGGCACAUUGACACCAUUCUGCAUGUCCUUACCACGGCAGGUGGUGACGUGAGAGAUGAAACUGUCCCCAACCUCAUCCAGCUCAUCACCAACACUUCAGAGCUGCAUUGUUACACUGUCCACAAGCUGUACAGGGCUUUGCUCAGUGACAUUUCUCAGCAAUCACUGGUGCAGGUGGCCUGCUGGUGCAUAGGAGAGUAUGGAGACCUGCUGCUGAGAGGAGAGUGUCAGGAGCUUGAGCCUGCAGAGGUGAAAGAGGAUGAUGUUCUGGAUGCCCUGGAAACGGUUCUACAAUCCCACAUGUCGUCCCCAGCAACUAGGGGCUUUGCACUCACUGCCACCAUGAAACUCAGCACACGCAUCACUGAUAAUGUGGAUCGCAUCAGGAGCAUUGUCAGCAUCUAUGGCAGCUGUAUAGAUGUGGAGCUCCAGCAGAGGGCAGUUGAGUACAAUGCUCUCUUCAAAAAAUAUGACCACAUGAGGACAGCAGUGUUGGAAAGGAUGCCUGUUAUUGAAAAGACGUCUUCAAGUCAUAUGGAUAGAGAUUCCACAGAGGUGACUUUUAAAGAGACCCAAGCAGCCAAACCCAAGCAGGGGGUUCAACCGCUGCUGCAGGAACCUGCUGACCAGGUGUGUGAUCUUUUGGACCUGCUGAGUGGCUCUGAGUCUCUGCAGCCACAUCCAGCACAUGACAGCAAAGCACCACACCUGGCCAUCAACGCCGCCAGCCCUGCAGGAGGAGACCUCCUGGAUCUGCUGGGAGGAUUCGAGCCAGCACCCCUGGCACCAGCUCCCACACUUACAGUGUAUGAGAAAGGUGGCGUAACGUUGACGCUGAGUUGUGAGAGACAGUCAGACUCAAGCCUGACAGUCACACUGACCGCCUCCAACUCCACUGAGUCAGACAUCAGCACCUUCACCAUGCAAGCUGCUGUACCCAAGAGUGUUGACUUACACAUGAAGGCCCCCAGUGGGGACUGCCUUCCUGCACAUGGCACAACUAAGGUGACCCAGACGAUGGUCCUCAUCAACCCAAAUAAGGUGAACCUAAAAAUGAGGAUCCGCAUAUCUUACAAUAGUCUAGGAUCAGCCUUUCAAGACACAGUCCAGGUUAACUCCUUCCCAGAGCAUUGACAGUGGAGCAGAGGGCAAGGGGUCACAUUCAGUUUUGUCAGUUGUAUCUUCCUUUGGUAGUUUUUGUGUUCUUUUAGCAUUAACUUAAAAAAUACUCCAUGUGCACUCCAACUUAAAGGGUUUCCUUAAAUGUUCUUUAUCACUCCCUCAUCUUCUGUUCAUGAUGCCAACCUAUUCCAGCUGUCAUCUGGCAGAGAGGCGAUGCACCCUGGACAGGUUCCCCAUCCAUCACGGGGCCUUUUCUACCACUUUGUCAAAAAGCAAUUACUUAACCACUUCUUCUACUCCUCUUUUAUACUCAGUACACUUGAUUUUAUUGGAAGUGUGAUUUUAAGCUUGGAGCAUUGAAGAUAAUAAACACCACCUUGUGGGCUGCAUUAACUUGUUCAGUCAUUUAAUUUGCCUCAUUCUGCUGCACAGUUGAAUAUCGAUUUUUUAAAUGUGUGCCUUUUGUUCCCAUAAAAUAUUAUUUAUUUUAUGUUUGGGAAAUAUAAUCCUAUCCACUUUUGUAUAACAGGAACUGGUUUUAAAUGUAAGUAGUUUGGUUAUAUAAAUGUUUUUAUGUAAAACCUGA